Molecule: messenger RNA, 747 nt
Organism: Miscanthus lutarioriparius
Lineage: Eukaryota; Viridiplantae; Streptophyta; Magnoliopsida; Poales; Poaceae
Source: the annotation of a GenBank genome assembly
AUGCUAUCAUCGUCCUCCCCUCUCGUUAAGCUGCCCCUCCUGCCGCGCGGCCUCCUCUCAUACCUCCCCACAUCCAUCCUCCCGAGUGGCCGCGAGAGCACUGCCACGCCCACGCCCACGCCCACCGCCGACGCAUCCUCCACGCCGCCGCCUUCUCCCAAGAGGAUGUCGUCGUCGUCUGCACAGCAGCAGCAAGCGGGGAACGGGGGGAGCAGCAGCAAGAAGUCCGACUCGGCGGAGCUGGCGCGCGUGUUCGAGCUGUUCGACAAGAACGGCGACGGGCGCAUCACGCGGGAGGAGCUUGAGGAGUCGCUGGGCAAGCUGGGCAUGUCCGUGCCAGGCGACGAGCUGGCGUCCAUGAUCGCGCGCAUCGACGCCAACGGCGACGGGUGCGUGGACGUGGAGGAGUUCGGGGUGCUCUACCGCACCAUCAUGGCCGGCGACAGCAGCGCCAACGGCAACGGCAACGGCGUCGCCGGCGCCGGGGAGGGGGAGGAAGCUGCAGGCGCGGAGGAGGACGAGGACAUGAGGGAGGCGUUCCGGGUGUUCGACGCCAACGGCGACGGGUACAUCACCGUGGACGAGCUCGGCGCGGUGCUGUCGUCGCUGGGCCUGAAGCAGGGCCGCACCGCGGAGGAGUGCCGGCGCAUGAUCGGCCACGUCGACCGCGACGGCGACGGCAGGGUCGACUUCCACGAGUUCCGCCAGAUGAUGCGCGCCGGCGGGCUCGCCACCACGCUCGGGUGA